Molecule: messenger RNA, 225 nt
Organism: Rotaria sp. Silwood1
Lineage: Eukaryota; Metazoa; Rotifera; Eurotatoria; Philodinida; Philodinidae
Source: the annotation of a GenBank genome assembly
AUGCCUUUGGCUCAUAUGUUCGGUUGUACAACUAUUAUCGUCGUUACAUCAUUAGGCGGAGAAAUUGGAUUUUGGCAAGGAAAUGUUAACAAAUUAAUGGAUGAAUUUCAGGAUUUUAAACCGAAUUUACUUACAAUGGUUCCUCGUCUUCUCAACAAAUUAUACGAUACAGUUAUGUCGGAAACUCAUCAAAAAGAUCAUCCAUCUAAAAGUAAAACCCAAUAA